This is a messenger RNA of Cydia pomonella (codling moth), 2170 nucleotides long. RefSeq names its product myophilin (gene Chd64). Lineage: Eukaryota; Metazoa; Arthropoda; Insecta; Lepidoptera; Tortricidae. The record is from RefSeq and is a predicted model, not a curated record. Bases 132 to 698 code for a protein of 188 amino acids. Gene Ontology annotation, molecular function: protein binding. The transcript has 4 exons.
UCCCAAGCUCGCGGCGUCGCGGCAUGAUGUCAUUCAUCCUCACGCACUCACACACAUAACCCGUGUCGCGACCGCGCUGUUUACCAAGUGACCGAGUGUCUGUGAUUUAUUUAUUCUAAUAGUUAGUUAGAAUGGCCAAUAACCGCGCAGCCAAGUCUGGCUUUGCCGCCGAAGCUCAGCGUAAGAUCAACAGCAAAUACAGCGAAGAGCUCGCACAGGAAUGUCUGGAAUGGAUCCGGGCGAUCACCGGCGAGCCGGAGAACGUGUCCGGGGACAUGGACAACUUCUACGAAAUACUCAAGGACGGGACCCUGCUUUGCAAGCUAGUCAACAACAUCCAGCCCGGCCAAGUUAAGAAGAUCAACGAGUCAAAGAUGGCAUUCAAAUGCAUGGAGAACAUAAACGCCUUCCUGGAGGCGGCGAGACAACUCGGAGUACCUGCUCAGGAAACCUUCCAGACGGUCGACUUGUGGGAGCGACAGAACCUCAACUCCGUGGUGAUUUGCUUGCAGUCACUUGGCAGAAAGGCCCACAACUACGGCAAGCCGUCCAUCGGGCCCAAAGAGUCUGAGAAGAACGUGAGAAACUUCUCAGAAGAGCAGCUGAGGGCCGGUCAGGGGGUCAUAUCGCUACAGUACGGCUCCAACAAGGGCGCCACGCAGAGCGGCAUCAACUUCGGCAACACGAGGCAUAUGUAGGCAGUUAACAAGUUGUUUACAUGGUAAAACGAAUUAUUAAAAAAAGGUUAAUUUACUAAGUAUACAUGACUACUACAGUCCGAAAUAAUAUCAAAAGAUUACGGAGUCAAGAAAAUCUAAACCAACCUCUCUCGAAGUGCUUUCUCGGUUGCAUGCCAAAAGAGCCCGCAGAAUCUACUUGACCAGGCAUGAAGGAAAAAGCUGUAAAAGACACUUGAAAGGCCCAAAUGUCCAAAAAAACAUAUGUCAGCCUACUUAUUCCAAAAUUUGGCUUAGGCACUAUUAGGAAAGCGACUGCCUUAAAAUUAUCUUCCAACCCAUAGGGAAUAGGAGUUUUAAAUUAGCCUAAAACAAUGUUUAACAUAACAAACGUUUUACCAUAUAAACUCUGAACUAUUUAUAUCUAAAGGGUGAUUAGCAUGAAGACUCGGCCUCGUUAUUUUCCAUGGAACUCUGUACGUUACUAGAUUGAUACAUUUACAUACAUGACAAUCGUGUGUGUCAUGAUUAACACUAGGAAAUAGUGUUCUAAUUUUAAAUUCAUUUGCUAAGAACUUCUAGAAACACCACUGAGUUUCCGCACAAUCGAGCGGGGCUUAUGUGAAAAGUUUUCUUCGAACUUAUAUUCAAACUCAAGGGCGAUGGAAAAAUGCGAGCAUUAGUAACCUUAAAGCUAAUCAUCCUUUUAUACACCAUACAUACAAUUUAUAAUAUUAUAAUGUAACAAGACACAAAUUAAUUUCACUAGAGAUUUCAUUAAUUACUAGUUAGAUUAGUUAAAAUAUUGUCUUAGAAGACUUGACAGUAAUGACAGAGGACCAUUUUCGGCGUUCCUCCAAAAUCUCGAGUUUAGAAUCUCUGCGUGUUUUAAAACUGAAUUUUGGUUUCAAAUUGUCAUUUUAUUUUUUUAAGCGUUUUAUCAUUCCCGAGUCAUUCCAUUUUGUGGAUUAUUUUUAUACCAUAGGUGUAUUUGUUGAGAUCUUUUGUUAAAUCUGACUUAGUAUUAUACGAACUUAAGACAUUUUAAAAUUGGCUUAGCUUUUGACUUAAUAAAUUAAACAAUUUAGCAUUGUGCCAAUUUUAUUAUAUAUUAUUCCAUUUUGACGUAUCUGCUUAUCAUACAAUAACUCUGAAAGUGUCAUAAAUUGAAUUUUGCAUUUAUUAAAUGUGCCUUCUAGCUCCGAAGGAGCCAAAAUAUUUAAAAAGAUGUCUAUAAAAUUUUAAAAUUGACUUAUACGUAUAUCAGGGUUUCCUUGUUUAUUUAUUAAUUAUAUAAAGUAAUCAUUCCACAAUUUAGACGUAUUAAUAAGUACCUACAUUAGUACAUACUGUGAUUAAUAUUUUUUUAUGGACAUUCUUCUAUAUAUUUUCGUAUUGCGUACUGGAAGACGUUAGACUAAGUUUCAUCUUAACAAAAGUAGGUAUACUACAUUGCUGUAUGCAGUACGUGGAAUAAAUAAGUACUUAAAGUA